This is a messenger RNA of Cynara cardunculus var. scolymus (artichoke), 966 nucleotides long. RefSeq names its product J domain-containing protein spf31. The transcript has 9 exons. The record is from RefSeq and is a predicted model, not a curated record. The coding region runs from base 54 to 797 and encodes 247 amino acids. Lineage: Eukaryota; Viridiplantae; Streptophyta; Magnoliopsida; Asterales; Asteraceae.
ACCAAAAUCGCCGGAAACCCAAGAAGAAAAAGGGGGUGGAACGGAUUGCAGCGAUGGGAGAAGCUUCAUCAGUCGAUGACGAUUUGCUACUCAAGAACUUCUACGCUGAAGUGAGCGAGGUUGAGCGCGAUAAUGAAGUCGCUAGGAUUCUUUCAUGCUUUAAGCUAAACGCAUUUGAGUAUCUUAAUCUGCCAUUCGAUUCAUCCCCGGAAGAUGUGAAGAAGCAAUAUCGUAAGUUAUCAUUGCUGGUCCAUCCUGACAAAUGCAAGCAUCCCCAGGCAAAGGAAGCUUUUUCUGCACUAGCAAAAGCCCAACAACUACUACUUGAUCCGCAGGAAAGAGAGUAUCUAGUAAACCAAAUCAAUGCAGCAAGAGAAGAACUUCGAGCAAAGAGGAAAAAGCAACUGAAGAAAGACACUGCAUCUAAGCUGAAGUCACUAGUUAAUGAGGGAAAAUAUGAGCAAGAGUACGAAAAGUCAGAGGAUUUUCAGCAUAAGCUAAAAUUGAAGGUCCGGGAACUACUAACCGACCAAGAGUGGCGGAGGAGGAAAAUGCAGAUGAGAAUUUCCGAGGAGGAAGGUAGAUUGAAGAAGGAUGAGGAAGAAUCCAAAGAGAUGUGGAAGCGAAAGCGUGAACAUGAAGAACAGUGGGAAGGGACAAGGGAAAAUAGGGUUUCUAGCUGGAGGGACUUCAUGAAAGGGGGAAAGAAGGUGAAGAAAGGUGAAAUUCGACCGCCAAAGCUUAAGACGGAAGAUCCCAAUAAGUCAUAUGUUCAAAGGCCCGUGAAACGAGGGUAGGAGUUUCCACAUUCUAUCUACUCAACUCAAGUAUGUAACUUAACAUUAAUUGAUGCAGUAGUUGGGACCUUGUAACUUCAGCUUAUAGGCCAGUAUAAGAGCACAUUGUAUAUUGCAUUUUAUGCCAUUCUCACCCGCAUUAAAGCUUUUAUCCUGUUUCUGACCAGAA